Messenger RNA from Cyprinodon tularosa, 4693 nucleotides. It is a transcript of the gene pard3ba, whose product is annotated as par-3 family cell polarity regulator beta a. The record is from RefSeq and is a predicted model, not a curated record. Gene Ontology annotation, cellular component: apical junction complex; cell cortex; adherens junction. Gene Ontology annotation, molecular function: protein binding; phosphatidylinositol binding. Gene Ontology annotation, biological process: establishment or maintenance of epithelial cell apical/basal polarity; microtubule cytoskeleton organization; intracellular protein localization. The transcript is spliced from 24 exons. Bases 355 to 4125 code for a protein of 1256 amino acids. NCBI's taxonomy places the organism in Eukaryota, Metazoa, Chordata, Actinopteri, Cyprinodontiformes, Cyprinodontidae.
GUUUUUUCCAGUCUCACUUUGUUUUGUUUGGGUGGAUCAGCAGUCGGCUCAGCAUGACAAAAACUCCCCCUUUGCAGCCAUAAAGGCCGCUUUCUUUAAACUCAGUUAUAAAAAAAAAAUGUUUUCUGGGAUUUUGUUGAGCAGAAUAAGUAGGUAACGUCAGGAAACUUCCGUUCAUCGUGAUUUCACUCCGACCUGAGACACCUGUUGCUCCGGUUUCGACGGACAGGUGCCUUCCUUUGACACGGGGAGCAGCGGCAGCUCCUGUCAAACUUGGAUUUAAUUUAUUCUCUUAUCCUGUUGUUUUGGUUUUUUGCCUUUCUUUCGGAAUAAAGUUGUUAAAUCGAAGCUGGCAUGAAAGUUACAGUAACUUUCGGUGACACCGCUGUGGUGGUUCCCUGUAAAGCUGGAUUGACCGUCCGGGAGUUAACCGAACAAGCCACCAGGAGAUACCGCAGAGUUAUAGAGAAGCAACAUGGGGAGGUUCCUGUUAAUAUUCACCACUUGGAGUACGAAGAUGGAGGUAUCCUGGAUAUUGACGACCUGCUUGGUGAUCUGGUGGAAGACAGAGAAAAGCUGGUGGCCAUUUUCGAGGAAGACCGACGUGGCGGCUCCGAGAGUCCCAGAGAUUCCAUAUCCAACGGCUUCUCCAGCGACGGCGCUAGUCCCGAAGCCAUGCACUACUAUCCUCACCUGGAGUACGACGAUCCCAACAGAGGGGAGAUCGAGGUCAAUGAGGCCAUCCUCAAAGCAAAUACACCUUUACUAGUGAGGAGCAGCAGCGACUCUGCUUUGGCUCCCCCUCAGGAGAAGACCCCCUCUCCUCCACCUGAUGAAGAAAGCUACAAACCUCCUCCUGAGCCUGAAAUCAGCAAUGUUCUGAAAGGAGCACUGGAAAGACUGCACACAGACAGCCCCCCACCCAGGAUGACAAACCAGGUUAACUUCAGUACUCUCACAAAGACAGUGGAGUUCCCAGGUAAUCGGGCCCCCCUGGGUAUCCAUGUGGUCCCCUACUGCUCCUCCCUCAGUGGAAGACCUCUAGGCCUCCACAUCAAAGGCAUCGAGGAAAACAGCCGCUCCAAGAGAGACAACCUCUUCAAAGAGGACGAAUGCAUCGUCCAAAUCAACGACACGCCACUGCAGGACAAAACCUUUGCACAGUCUCAGGAGGUGUUCCGUCAGGCCAUGUCGUCUCCUUCUGUGCGUGUGGAGGUCCUCCCUGUUGGCAGCAAACCCCGCUACGAAAAGAGCCUGAUCGGUCAGCUGUUCACUGGUGACGGCAAAGACUCCCCCGUUAACGCAAGGAGUCCGGUAGUCAAUCGCGCUCCAGCCAAGGCUCUGCCGGAAUUAAAACCAGCUCCAAAAGUGGAGCUGAAGCAGCCAGAGACACGCAGCAGGACCCCAGAGCCGGUUCUGCAGAAUGCGCCACCGCUGCAGCCCCAGCCUAGCACUCUGGAGAGGGAUUCGCCCACGCCUCCGGCUCAGACGGGGAACUCCUCCCCUACGCCAAGGACCGGCAGCCAGAGCCCGCUGGCUAACAAGAGUCCUACUGUUCCACCCCUUUCUAAUCUGACUAACAAGAAAGGUGGCAAGAGGAUAAAGAUUGACCUGAGGAAAGGCACUGAGGGUCUGGGCUUCACUGUGGUCACCAGGGACUCGUCCGUCCACGGGCCAGGCCCCAUUCUGGUUAAAAACAUCCUGCAGCGAGGGGCGGCAGUGAAGGACGGCCGCCUGCAGCCUGGGGACCGCAUCCUGGAGGUGAAUGGAGUGGACAUGACCGGUCGUACCCAGGAGGAACUGGUGGCCAUGUUGCGCAGCACCAAGCAGGGAGAGACGGUGUCUGUGCUGGUGUCCCGGCAGGAGGACAUCUUCCUGCCAAGAGAGCUGAAAGGGGAGGAAGCGAGCAGUAAGGUGAUGGAGGACGGAAGGGAGCAGCUGAUGUACGAGAUCCCGCUCAACGAGACGGGCUCAGCAGGCCUGGGCGUCAGCCUGAAAGGAAACCGGUCGAAGGAGACUGGAGAGGAUCUGGGAAUCUUCAUCAAGUCCAUCAUCCAUGGAGGAGCUGCCUAUAAGGACGGUCGGUUGAGGAUAAACGACCAGCUAAUCGCCGUUAACGGUGAGUCGCUGUUAGGCCGCUCCAACCACGCUGCCAUGGAGACGCUGAGGCGGUCCAUGUCAUCAGAAGGGAACAUGCGAGGAACCAUCCAGCUUGUGGUCCUGCGGGCUUCCAAACAGGCAGGUGGCGGCAACUCUGCACCAAGAGCAACCACCAGCUCCAACUAUCAACCCAAUGUUAAACUUGGCUCCAGCAAUCAGGUACAGGAGCCUCGAAGCCACGAUUCCACCCAGAGACCCUCCGGACCUGUCAGAACCGCUAAGCCAGACUCCACUAUGAACGGCGGCGGUCACACGGCAACAAAGAACGGCGGUUACUACAGCGACCUGAGGAGCGCUCCAGCCACCACCAACGGUAGCUAUGGCGAAUACAGCAACGACGAUGAUGAGCAAGGCUUCCCUCCGCCCCCCUCCCCUGGUUCUGUGGAGGAGAUGAGCAGAGACUUAACUCUUACACCUCCCCACCGCAGUGAGGUGCCCGGCAAGCCUACAGCUUUCUACCCGAACAGCAACCUGAUCAAGGAAAAGGACAACGUGCCUCGUAACAGAACCUCCAAGAGCAUGGACCUCGUGGCGGACGAGAGCAACGUUGGAUUGCUGGCGGGGCAGAGAAAUGAGUCCUCUAACGGGGGAGCGCUGGGUCCCACCCUUGGCCUCAUGAAGUCCAGUUCCUUGGAGAGCCUCCAGACGGCCGUGUCCGAAGCCCAGCAGAGUCGGAGGCAAGCUCAGGUGCCGUUCCACCGGCCACGGCCACACAUGGUCCGAGGUCGAGCGUGCAACCAGAGUUUCCGAAUCGCCAUCGACAAAUCCUACGAUGGGCCGUCUGAAGAUGAUGACGACGUGUCAGACGGCAGCUCUGGCCACGAAACCCCCGCCAGCACCUCCUCUCGUCAGGACCUGGACGCAGACGACGGGAAGAAGAAAAAGAAAACCAAAGCGAAGAAAGGGAAAAAGCUCAAGGGGAAGAAGAAGACUGAGGACUCUGUGAAUGAGCCAGAGAAGAAGUCUAAGAAGAAAGGAUUUACCCUUUUGAGGUUCGGUAAGAAGAAGGACGACAAGAGCAAAGAUCCAGCGAAAGGAUCGAAGAACAGACUGGAAGCUCUGAGCGAAGAGGAGUUGGACAGAGUCCCUGACAGCAGAGAUGGCUAUGACCCACGUUACGUCGAGACCCGCUCUGGCUACGCCACCCCAGACCGUGCCUCUCUUCCCGACAUGGAAGACGACGACAGCGACCCAAACUACGCCCGCAUCAACGACUUCCGCCAGCCGCCCUCGCCACUUUCCUUGAGCCGCACCCCAUCCCCGGCUAUACCACGAGGAGGACUGAUUCAGACCCAGGCCUCCUUUGAUGACGUGGAAAGACUCUACGCCAAAGUGAACAAAUCCAAGCCUCCCAACCAGCACCAGGCCCAAACAGACGGCGAUCAGCGGAUCCAGGGAUUGCGCAGGGAGUACCAGCAGGCCAGAGCCGCUCCAGGUUACGAGGAGCUGGAGGCUGCGAGACGCAGAGUUCUGGAGCACGACCCGAACCGGAUGGCGCCCAGAGCAGCUGAAUCCAGGCCGAGGCACCGCUAUGAAGACCUGGACCUGGAUUACAGUCAGCAACCCAGGAGAGAUCCGUAUGAUUAUCCCACCCACUCCAGGCCAGUUCUCAGGGAGCCGGUCCCCUACUCCAGCCACCACCAGGACCCUCCGGUUUCUGGCCGUUUGCCACUCCCUCAGGCGUCCAACCAAUCCCAGCAGCAACCCGCUAAUCAGCGCUACUAUCCCUCGGCGCAGCAACACCGUGCAGCCAUGAGACAGGAUGUCCCACCCUCUCCCACCGCAGGCAGCAGAGGCCGGCAGUACUAUGAGCCCACAGCGGGGAGAGGAGACGGCUACCGGCAGGCUAGCCCAGACAGGUACCCUACGGCAAAGGAUCGCUACGCCGGCGCCGAUGGCUACCGUUACGGAGAAGAAAGACAGCCUGAGCCGAGGCGGAAGGACCCCAUGAUAGGUGCUGUGUAAGAUGAAGUCAAAAAUGACUGGUUUUUGCAAAGAGAUAUAUUUAAAUGUACAUAAAUCUAAACGCAUAUAUGUUUAUAUUGUUUUGGUGGAAAUAUAAUAAUAAUAUUCCAGUAUUGCCUAGAUUUUAGAGACCAGUUUUAUAAUAAAGAUUGAAAUGAGUUUAAAUCGCACAAAUAUUUUCCAGUGAAUUUGGAGCCAAAUAGAUGUAUAUGAAGUAUACUCCAGCACUGAAAGCACUAUAUUUUGUCCAGCCGGAUCAAAGUGAAGGUAAUGCAGAAAGAUCACCUUAAACCGGCCUGAUUAUACAGCAGAAAAACAGGAAGCCGACAAACAGGAACAGGAACUAACCCCUCCCCUUUUUUUGUCUUUUAGUCCUUGAUAUUUUGCCACUUUAACUUCCUUUAUUUCCUGGUAACCUGCUGUUUUGUUUUUUUUCUUUUGUCUUUUUUGCCUUUGAUUAUGUGGAUGUGGCUCAGUCAUGUACUGUUUGUUGAAAUGAAUUUAAUUGUAAUAUUUUGGUGGUUUUUGUAAUAAAGUAAAUAAAUCUUAUAAGCGACGUCACCAGUAA